AUCUUCCAUUUGUUAAGCUAAUCCCGCUCCGUAUUUAAACACACUGCUCUUCACAUCCGACUCUCUACAUUCCUAGGAAGAUGAGUGUUGCUUUAAGUCUGCCCUCUCCCUCUCCAAAGCCUCCGUCAGCUCCUGUUCAUCACGUCUCCUCCUCCCUCGUCUAUUCCUCCCUCAUCUCCUCCUCCCUCUCGUGUGCUGCGACCAUUCCCUCGAACCACAUCAUCCAUCUCCUGACAAAAAAAGGUAGACUGACACACCGACAGAGAGAGAGGGGGACAGAGAAACAGGUGUAGUCUGCCGUCGUCAUGGCAACCCACCAUUUUUCUUCCAUAUAAGGCAACCGGGUGAUAUCAUAUGGUUGGCAAUGCCUGGGCUUUGGAAGGAUGCACACGCUGUUCUGAGUGAGAGGUAACGGCAGCAGAGAGAGAGAGAGAGCGAGAGAGAUGCUAACAGCCUCUGAGGCGCUACUACGGUUACCAGCGAGGGAGGACUGUGGCGGAUCCUUGGGGCGCGGGAAAGACGCCGAGCCGCAGUAAAAAGGAGAAGAGGAGGAUGGAGAGGAAGAGGGGAGGCGGAGGAAGAAGAAGAGGGAGGCGUGUGGAGCAGGAGGAUGCGCCUGGUGGCCGACCUGCUCAUUAGGAGACAACGCAACAACCAAACUACUGGAGCUUCAAGACUCGCACGCCACGCGUGACCCGACUCAGCCCCACGCAGCCGGCUCUCGCCGACCAGGCCAGCCGGGUCUCCUUUGCCUCAGCAGAGAACCUCGGCACCAUGUCGGAGCCCGACAUGCCGAUCGGCUUCAACCGGAUGAACCGGCUGCGCCAGAGCCUGCCGCUGGCGCGCUCCUCCAGCCAGGCCAAGCUGAGGGCGCCAGGGAUAUUGUUCCUGCAGCUUGGGGAGGAGACUCGCAGGGUUCACCUGACCCACGAGCUGACCAGCCUGGAUACGCUGAGGGCCCUCAUCGUGCACAUGUUCCCCCAGAGGCUCACCAUGGCCAUGCUCAGGUCUCCGAACACGGCUCUCCUGAUCAAAGAUGAGACCCGAAACGUCUUCUACGAGCUAGAGGACCCGCGGGAUGUUCAGGACCGCUGCGUGAUCAAGAUCUACUGCAAGGAGCCCAUCUACGGCACCUACCCGGGACACCCACACCUGGCCAACGGAGACCUGCGGAGGGAGAUGGUGUAUGCGCCUCAGGACUCCUCACCCAACCGCCGCCUCAGCAACCCGCACAUGUCUUCCCAGCACUCGUCUUCCUCCGCCUCCCCUCAGGGCUCGCCGUCACGCGCCCGCCUCCUCUACAGCGGAGGCAGACCCUCGUCUUACGCCGGGCCACCACACCACACCCACUCCCUGCCGCACCCCCACUCCCAGUCCCACCACUCCUCCCCCCACCACCAGCAGCAGCAGCAGCAGCAGCAGCUCCAACAGCUCCAGCAGCUCCAGCAGCAGCACCACCAGCAGCUCCAGCAGCAGCAGCAGCAGCAGCUCCACCAGCCCCAUCGCCCCCAGCAGGCCUUCUGCGCCUCCUCCAGCGCCAUCCUGGAGCGCAGGGACGUGAAGCCCGACGAUGAGGUGGGGGGGUCCAGAAGCAUGGUGUUGCUGCGGGGAGACGACCGUGGAAUCUACGCAGACCCCUACUCUCUGGGACCGGACCCCAGCCGGUUGAGUCUGGCGGGAGGUCCUCACUCCCCCCUGCCAGCCCGAGCUGACCCCUACGGCUCCUUAUAUCGCCGAGGGGGAGGGGGAGGGGGAGGAGGUGCUGGAUCAAUGCGUUCGCUCACCUCCUACACAGCGGCCGCUCUGCAAGGAGAGCUGAUGGAGACCGGCGCUCUGUACCGACCGGGAGGACCGCUUUACAACGACGCCUACGCUGCCUCCAUGUUGGCCAUGGGGCUGCGGGUUCCUCCCCCCUCCUCCCCGCAGAAGAUGCCCGACAUGAGGGAGUCCUACGGGGGCACCUUGCCCGGUCGGGGCUCGCCCGGGAGGCAGAGUUUGAGGAGGGACUCCGUGAUCUCCUCCGUGUUCGGGGACAGUCCAAAAGCCCGGGGGGGCCAGGGCCCGGGGCUGGGCCUCACCUCGGAGCAGCUCUGCCUGAUGGCCGGUCCCGGGGGAGAAGGGGGGGGCGGCGCCGGGGGCUUCGGAACGCCUCUCGCGGGAAACGAAAGCGAGACCCGGGAGCGCAUGGAGGCCAUGGAGAAGCAGAUCGCCAGUCUGACGGGGCUGCUGCAGAGAGUACUGAGCAGGGCGCCCGACGCGGAAAGCCCGGAGAAGAUGGAGUCUGCCAGCGACUGCUCGGGGACUGACACUGGACAAACUAAAAAAAAGAAAGUUCUGACACCGUCUGCUCCCUUGGCCCUGAUGCCUCCUCCGCCCUCGGGGGCCCACCAGCCCGUCACCGUGUCCCGUCUGCAGAUGCAGCUCCACCUGCAGGGCCUGCAGCAGAACACCAACGCGCUGCGCCAGCAGCUGUCGCAGCUACGCAACAUGCAGCUGGAGAACCAGGACUCGGUCUUGUCCCUGCUGAGGCAGACCGAGUCCCAGCUGAGCCUCAUGAUGCUGGACGCCACACGCACCCAGGAGGACCCGCUCCAGAGGCAGCGCCUCCUGGUGGAGGAGGAGAGACUCAAGUACCUGAACCAGGAGGAGCUGCUCAUCCAGCAGCUGCAUGACCUGGAGAAGUCUGUGGAGGAGCUGCAGAAGAACUCCUCGGUGAACCACGGCCUGGUGACGGAGCAGGAUGUGGAGCAGAAGAGCAAAGAGCUUAGGAUGCUGGGAGAGACGCUCACGGAGCUCAAAAACCAGUUCCCCUGCCUGCAGAGUAAGAUGCGGGUGGUGCUGAGGGUGGAGGUGGAGGCUGUUAAGUUCCUGAAAGAAGAGCCUCACCGGCUGGACGCGCUGCUGAAGCGCUGCAACAACAUGACGGAUGCGCUCAGCACGCUGCGCAGUCUCUUGUAUCCCUCCUAUAUGUACAGACAAGUGACCGAGGGCGGGUGGAGGGGCCCCGAGGACCUCUCCAGCCAAUCGCAGAAGAGAUCUGAGGAGGCGAGGCGCGGCUCCGACCUGGACCUCCUGAGCAGUUCUCCCCUCGGGCUCGCCGACCUCGACGCCGGCGCCGGCCUGGCCAACUGGACGCCCGUUGCCGACGGCGACGCCUCGGGCCCCGAGCAGGACCUCCAGCCCCCCUCCAUGACCUUCAGGAACCGGGUCCUGGAAGAGCUGCCGAGUCGGCGUCCCGGCGAUAAGUCGGUGUCGGCAGAAGUCCGACUGGCGGCGGAGCGGGACUGGGAGGAGAAGCGGGCCAGUCUGACCCAGUUCAGCGCCCAGGACAUCAACCGCCUGCUGGAGGAGACGCAGGCCGAGCUGAUGAAGGCCAUCCCGGACCUCGACUUCGCUGCCCGCCACAUCAACAAGCCGGCCGUGCCCCCGAAGCCGCAGAUCACCAUCCCGAUAACCUCCUCCACCACCACCUCCUCCACCACCACCACGGCGCCGGCUUCUCCCGCCUCUGUUGCCGGGGAGCAGCAGCCCGGCAAAGUGCAGCUGGCCGCCCAGAAGCUGAACAGCAUGGAGGGGGCGGGGCCUCACCGGGGGUCGGUGGACCUCAACGUGACCCGGUUCCGCACGGAGAAGCUCUCCAAGUCUCCGCCUCCGCCGCCGCCGCGCCGAAGCUUCCCGUCGGCACACGGCCUCACCACUGCCCGCACGGGCGAGGUCAUCGUCACCACCAAGAACACCAAGAUGGAGGAAGACGGCGACGUGCCUAAAACGCUGGUGAAGCUGAGGAGGACGCCCUGCGACACCCCUCGACCCGCCUCCACCCCCCCGGUUAUCUCGGCGUCGGCCAUUCGCAACGAGGAGGACGUCGAGGAUGAGGAGGAGGAAGGGGAGAAGAUCAUGGCGGAGCUGGAGAUAUUUCAGAGAGCUCCUGAGAGAGAUUGUAGUAAACGGUGCAGCAGCCGACCACAGGCCCCCCCCACUCCGCCCCGCACCUACGGGUCGUUGGGCAGAAAGAACAGCAGUAACUCCCCGGGCCCCACCAAGGGCCCCACCGUCGCAGCCCGGCUCAAACACCUCCAGCAGGGCAGCCUGGAGAGGCCCAAAACGCGCAAGCAGAAAGAGGAUUUCCCUAAAAUCCAGGGCCAGCAGCAGGUAUUCCACUUCUGAAGAGCGGCCGCUUCAACUUCUCCUCGGGAGGGGUGGGGGGGUGAGGGGGGGGGGGUGAGGGGGGGGUACUAUUGACACAGACCCUUGAUCAUUAUGUUUAAUUUCCUCCAGUUGUUGAUGUGCAUUCUGGACAUUUCAGAGGCCAGAUCUGACCGGCUUAGAGAUGCUAACGGAAUAGAGUCUCUGAUGUCUCAGUUUGUUUCCCCCCCCACCCCGGGGUUUUGGGUUGGUUUGGCCGGUCAGUUAAGCUUGAAGGUUAAGAACUGCCUUUUUACAAAGAAGCUGUAACGCCGCAACUUAUAACGCAAGAUGCCGAAAGAGAAGCGCGAGGUUCCCUGAAGAGGUAUUUGUCUGGAAAAUGUGCAGGAAGACGUUUAUCAAAGCUAAAGUCGAGGAGGACUUAUUAUAUAAUUAAUACCCAAAAUGUCCUAAUAUGAUUUCACCUUGUCCCGUCAACUGAUUUUGUACACUAAUCUUCAUAGAUGUUAUGUAAAAGUGUCCUUUACUUAAAAGCUAAACAAAAUUUUAUUUAUUUCAAUUGUCAGUUGACAGCUGACCGUGAGCUAAACAGUCGUUAGUGAAAGGAAGAAUUGGUUCAGUCCGUCCAAUCAGGGCACAGUCUCCCAGUCAUGUGAUUCAGUAGAGACAUUUUUAAUUACAAUUAUUGAAGUUAAUUCAUAAUUUAAAAACUACAUGAAUACAUGAAAGUACUAUAUUGAAUGCUGGUAAAAUUUCACAAUUCUUCUAAAAUGUUUCCACUUCAGGCAAAUAGAGAAAACUACAGUUGAGUAAAAGUACUCCGUUCAAUGUGAUUUCCCUCAAAAGUAACACACAUUUCUCAGGAAAAAGCAGAAGUAAACCGGCCAAUUACAGCGGAGCAUGAAUGACAUCACCGGCUCAGUGCUCAAAACGAAAGGAGACUCAAGUGUGUGCGUGUGUGAGAAGUAAGUACCUUUUAAACGUGAAGCUCCACCCGUCUUAUCUGCCCCUGCAGACGCCCCCAAGUGCCCCCCCACCCCUCCGACUUGCUGAGUGGAUCAGCCCCCCCCCCCACCCCCCCGUUCCUUUACGGGCCACUUUAAAAAAUAGAUCCUGAAUAAAAGAGCUUUCACGAACCACUCGAGAAAAGUCACAAAGAUAACAGCCAGUGAGACGCAGCCCCCCGUUCACACCAAAACUGCCGGUUCUCCCAGAAUGCCCUGCAAGGAAUCUGAUUAAUUCAUGAAUUCACCACAUUAAACAUGCAGCCAUUUAGGAAGUUUUAUUCCAGAUUCCAGGAGCGCAGACGCAUCUGACGGGUCCAGGUUGGGACCUCACAGAGGAGACAUUGUUAGCUGUUAGCUUUUAGCAAACGUCUUCCCUCCACAAGGAGACCUGGAAGAAUUUAAACUUCCACUCUGACACGCCUCAUUCCAAUUAUUGCUGGUUAAUAAUCUGUCACCCACAGAACCUGAAGAACUGCGAAUGCGUCUACGUUGACGCCACUAGUGAGAUGAUUCUCCUCUCAUUUAACUAACUUUUUUUCGUGUUCUUUUCUUUUCUGGUGGAAAGUGGCACAAAAAGAACAAAAGCUCUAUCUCCUGCUCAUCAGUUACUUAAUCCUUAUUCAUUGAUUGGUCGGUUGCAGUUUCUCUCACUAAUCCUCUUUGAGGCCGGCUGAUGCGGUUUGCUCGUCCUAGUCUUCCUCCUUCCUUCAACCUGAAGAAACCCUCAUUCCUUUCAAGUUGCACACUGGAACAGAAUUUAAUCUUUUUUUAUUUAGAAUAAAAUUUCUGGAUUUGUAGUUUGAUCUGAAAAUAUCCUGCCAACAAAACUCUUAACAAACUUUAAAAUUUGGCUUUCUAGAACGGAAGUAAGUGAAGAUUUGCCCUCUAGAAGGAAAGAUGCAGGGAAGGAUUAGGACUAAUAACGCGAGGAGUUCUGAAGUCGAUCUCGAGUUCAGACUCAGUUCGUCACAAAGAUGGAGACAGAGGUAGUUUGUUCGGCUCCAUCACAAUAGCGGAGUCCCAGUUACACACUGAGCGGGCUGUGCGUCCACUCACCUAAAGUGAUGACACUCAGUCCCUUUCCUAAAUAUUCGGUUGGGAGAAAUAAAAUGUUGAGGGCCAACAAAUGCUGAAAAAAUCGUUAGACUUCAGCCUGGAUCCCUCACAAUGCGCCUUGAUCUCAUAUUCCAACCUGUAGCGGCAUUCCGAUCACGACCAAAGGUUUCCCCCGCCCCCCACCCCCUGGGGGGGCCUCAGUGGCGCGUUGGACUUUGAUGCGUUUGAGAUUCCCCUUAAAGGGCCAGUGUGCAGCAGUGAUCUGAUGAGUAAGUUUCCAUUAGCGUACGAUCACCUGAGACUGAGCAUCAAAGUGGUUUUGUGACAUUAGAACAAGCACUUUGUAGCUACAUGCGUCCGCAGAGAGUCCGCCGUGUAUCUACGGUGGCCCAGAUCAGACAAACCAGACCACGUCUCCAGAUGGGACAGUUUGGAUUGGUUGCAAUCUGCGAUCUCACCACUGGGUGGUGCCAGAUUCGGCACGCUGUGCCUUUAAAACAAAAUACCGACGUUCGUGGCAAAAGAAAGCUCAGGAGGACGAAAGAGAAUGAAAGCUUUGAUCAUUUUGCAGUUUGAUUGACGUGUAUGAAACAAUACAGCAGUAAAAACAUAUGACAGUGUAUAAAAAUAAUAUAAAGUAUUUAGUGUGAGAUUCCUUUAAUACACGGUUAACGUGACGGUGUGGAGCUGAAAUAUAAGAUUCUUGAGUUGACGUUUAGCUGGAGGGAAUAUUAAUCUCUCCCUGUGAGAGUAUUUUUGUCACAGGCAGAUGUUAAUACAUUCACGGAAUGUAUUAGUGGACAGAAAUAGGAACGCGACCAUACAACCGGAACCCACUCCACAAGAUAUUGUAUGUAUAUUAUAAAACCAUUUUGUUUUGAAGAGAUUGAUUUAUUAACAUGUAAAAAAGAAAAGCAUCAUCUAUGUUUUAUAUGAUCAAGUUUUUAUUUGUAUUUUUAUACUUAAAGAUUCAUAAGCAUGUGACACAUUUAUUCUGUAAAUUAUUAUUUUUCUGAGUUCUGAGAAUUUUUUAUUUGUCGUUUCCUGCCAUGAUCACGCGUCGACAUGGAGACCGGGGGGGGGGGGGGGGGGGCAGCGGGAGGUUCUCCAGAUGAAUAUUAAAGUAUCGCCACAUUUCUAUAAAAAAGCACAUGUUUUGUAGCCGUUGCCUCUAAGAAGCGAUAGUCUCUAUGAUACAGAAUACAGAUUAAUCUAUUGGUGGUUUAUGAUGAAUGUGUGAUUGUUGUUCAUGUACAUUAACCCAAAUGAUAUAUUAACAGAAUUUUACGUAGACGUUUUUUUAGACGGGGUGUGGGCGGGGAUAAUGAAUCCAAAACGGCAUGCAUACUGUAUACAUUCCUGGAAACUUGCACGUGGGGUCAACAGAGGUCAAAUCUUCUGGUCAAUAAUUCUGUGUGUACUUGUGAGUGUAUGAUAGAGUAAACAAACUGUAAAGUAACAGAGUUUUGUAUUAUGUUCAAAAUGGGUCGGCAAAGCCCCUCUUACCGUGGGAAUAAGUCCAGAAGUAUUAUUGUAAUAAUUCCUAUACGUAUUGCGCCAGGUGUGAGGAGGAUACGGUGCCUCCUGCUGCUCCUCCAGUCCGAGAGUGAUGCUCGCUGUGUGCAGUAAGUGUUGUCUGUGAACUGUGAAGAAUGAUGAUAAUCUACUACCAAGUCAGUAUAACUUACUAAAGACCAACUAAACAAAGCAAAAAAACACACGGCGCAACUCUAUGUAUGGAAAGUGAAAGUUGCCGCUUUGUGUGAGAAAAUUCAACCAAUCAAAAGAAAGAUUAAAAAAACUGAAGGUUGCUGCUUUUGUUACUUCCUGUUGUGAUUUUGUGACAAUAAAGGUGACCUCUUAUACGCGA
This is a messenger RNA of Gasterosteus aculeatus aculeatus (three-spined stickleback), 8079 nucleotides long. RefSeq names its product SRC kinase signaling inhibitor 1. Gene Ontology annotation, cellular component: actin cytoskeleton; cytoplasm; postsynaptic density. The record is from RefSeq and is a predicted model, not a curated record. Lineage: Eukaryota; Metazoa; Chordata; Actinopteri; Perciformes; Gasterosteidae. Gene Ontology annotation, biological process: regulation of dendritic spine morphogenesis.